ACAACAACAACAACAGACCAGCGAUGGGGAACCAGCUGGCCGGCAUCGCCCCGUCUCAGAUCCUCUCCGUGGACAGCUACUUCUCCGACAUCCACGACCAUGAGUACGACAAGAGUCUGGGCAGCACUCGCUUCUUCAAGGUGGCCCGAGCCAAACACCGCGAGGGUCUGGUGGUGGUCAAAGUCUUCGCCAUCCAGGACCCUUCGCUGCCGCUGACCAGCUACAAGCAGGAGCUGGAGGAGCUGAAGAUCCGGCUGCACUCCUGUCAGAACUGCCUCCCCUUCCAGAAGACCUCGCUGACAGAGAAAGCCGCCAUCUUGUUCCGUCAGUACGUGCGGGACAACCUGUACGACCGCAUCAGCACCAGACCCUUCCUCAACAACGUGGAGAAGCGCUGGCUGGCCUUCCAGAUCCUCAACGCCGUGGAUCAGGCGCACAAGGCCGGCGUCCGUCACGGAGACAUCAAGACGGAGAACGUGAUGGUGACCAGCUGGAACUGGGUGCUGCUCACAGACUUCGCCAGCUUUAAGCCCACCUACCUGCCCGAGGACAACCCCGCAGACUUCAACUACUUCUUCGACACGUCCAGGCGGAGGACGUGCUACAUCGCGCCCGAGAGGUUCGUGGACGGGAGCAUGUUCGCUACGGAGAGCGACCAGAACACGCCGCUGGUGGACCUGACCAACAACAACCAGAGAGGCCGAGGGGAGCUGAGACAGGCCAUGGACAUCUUCUCUGCAG
This is a messenger RNA of Scomber scombrus (Atlantic mackerel), 741 nucleotides long. Its product is annotated as phosphoinositide 3-kinase regulatory subunit 4-like. Gene Ontology annotation, cellular component: phosphatidylinositol 3-kinase complex, class III, type II; nucleus-vacuole junction; phosphatidylinositol 3-kinase complex, class III, type I. The transcript is spliced from 2 exons. Gene Ontology annotation, biological process: protein phosphorylation; macroautophagy; protein targeting to vacuole. Gene Ontology annotation, molecular function: ATP binding; protein serine/threonine kinase activity. The annotation marks the transcript as partial. Lineage: Eukaryota; Metazoa; Chordata; Actinopteri; Scombriformes; Scombridae. The record is from RefSeq and is a predicted model, not a curated record.